Molecule: messenger RNA, 843 nt
Organism: Anopheles coluzzii
Lineage: Eukaryota; Metazoa; Arthropoda; Insecta; Diptera; Culicidae
Product: cytochrome b5-like
Exons: 2
Coding region: 352-732 (126 amino acids)
Cellular component (GO): membrane; intracellular membrane-bounded organelle
Molecular function (GO): heme binding
Source: RefSeq, a predicted model, not a curated record
CGACAAUAGAUAAUACCACCGACACUGGUGAUAGUGGGAAACAAAUCCAUCUGACGUCAAUAGACAAUCAUCGUCCCUCGCUCGGACGUGUGGUAGGUCUGGAACUGACCGAUGAAAUCUAUUUGAAUCACGUACCGAUUACUGCCCAUUCCAUAAUCUACGCACGCGUCCCAGAUUACACUAAUCAGAUCAAAGCUGGGACGGCGGGAGGGAGGGAGACUGCAGACCGAUCUAUAAAAUUAUCGACCAUCGUUACCGAUGAGCCAUUCAUUCGCCUGCUGUCUGCUGUAAGAGUAGCAAACAAAUUCGUUCGCCCGGAUAUUCGCAUAACCGAGUGGUUUUAACCAAACCAUGCCUGGGGAGCUAAUGGAGUACACGCUGGCGGAGGUGGCACUGCGCAAUGGGAAGGCUGGCAGCCCGACCUGGAUCGUGAUACGGGACGCCGUGUACGAUGUGACGCAGUACAUGGAGGACCAUCCGGGCGGCAGCGAGCUCAUCAGCGAGUGGGCCGGCAGGGACGGGACGAAAGAUUUCGACGACUUUGGCCACUCGGCGGAUGCGAUGCGGCUGCUGAAGACGCUGCAGGUUGGCGUGCUCGUUGCGAGCGAUCAGGCAAAGAAUCGCAAAAAGAAUGCCACAGAUGGCCCGAAGGAGCUGGUGGAGGAGCUAUCAUCGGAAGAGCUAAUGAAGAAGCGACGCAGCAAGCGGCGAAUGUUUAUCCUGUGCGGUUGAGGCGUUAAGUGGAGCGGGUGUUGAAAAAUCUUCCAUAUUAAUACCAAUAUGUGAUAUCUAGUUUGUAAGAACAUUAAUUUGAAAAUUGUGUAUUAUUUCUUAUUCAAAUUA